AUGCCAAACAUCUGUAUGACCAAUUUUAAUUUUGCAUUAAAAAAUAACUUGUUUAAUACUGGAUAUAUGAAAACAAAGAAAAUAGAAACAAGUGCAGAAAAGUUGCGUAAGCUCUUAAAAGAGGAAAAAAGGCUAAAGAAGAAAAGAAGAAAAUCAUCUUCCUCUUCAAGUGAUUCUUCUGCUGAUGAAUCAGUUACUUCUUCCUCAUCCUCUUCCUCUUCUGGUCACAAAAGGCAUAAGAAACGUAAGAGGAACCGUUCAGAGUCUUCUCGCAGUUCCAAAAGGCAUUCAUCUAGGGCAUCCUCAAGUCACAUAGAUCAGAAUAGGAAAGAUGAGUCCUACCCAGUUCCAACUAACACUUCAGCAUCUUUUCUUAACCAAAAACAAGAAAUGGAAAAACUGCUGGAAAAGCAGGAUAGGUUACAAUAUCAAAAGACACAGGUGAAAGAAAAAGAUAGAUGCCCUCUCUCUUCAUCUUCAGUUGAAAUACCGGAUGAUUCUGGAGGUAGGUCUGAAGAGCCAAGAGAUUUUUACAAUAGCUAUAAAACCCAGGCAGGUAGUAGUAGCAAAGCAGAAAAACCAUAUAAAUCAGAAAGACAUUUUUCCAAUAGAAGAAAUUAUUCAGAUUCCUUCUGUAGGAAUUCAGAGGACAAAAUAAAAAUGUAUGGUUACAGGAGAUUUGAAAAGGACACAGAGGGAAGAAAAGAGUACGAUAGAAGGUGGGCCAGGUUCUAUGAGGUAUUCACUUCACCAGCAAGUUCAGACUACUCUUGGAAGUCAGUUGAAAAACACAAAAAGUGUACUUACUCUGGAUCACGUGAUUUCAGUAGACAUGAGCAAAGAUACAGAUUAAAUACAAAUCAAGGAGAAUGUGAAAGAGAGGAUAUUUCUGGGGAGGAUAACAAAACAGAGGUUCCAGAAAAAGAUAGACUAAAUAGCAAAGAACAAUCAGAAAGCAGAGUUAAAAAAAAUUUGCCCCAAAAUUUACUCAAUAUAUUUAAUCAGAUAGCUGAAUUUGAGAGAGAAAAAGGAAAUAAGCCAAAAAAUUAACAAACCAAGCACUGUUAAUAAAAGUUUUAGGGUGUUUUAUUAGUCCUAAUAUUCCAGUACAGAAAUAUUUGUAGAGGUUAUAGAAAGCUUUUCAGGUCUCUGUCUCAACUUGAGUUUUAGGCUUUUCAUGGGUAUGUUCAUGUACCAUAUAUUUCUUACUCUGACAGUGUAAACUUCUUCACCUAAAGGUAAAUCCUGAAAACAUUGUUUCUUCAUUAUAUUAUGGUGUAAGAAUUCCUAGGCCCACCUUAUCUUUCUGUCUGAGAGAAAAUUAAAUUUGUGCAUUGAACACUUGGAUAAUUUUCAUCAAAAAUAACUACUCUCUUUUCUGUUAAACAUUAAAAGCCCUCAGAUUUUGAAAAAGAUUGUAUGUUUGAA
Castor canadensis (American beaver) is the source of this 1428-nucleotide messenger RNA. The record is from RefSeq and is a predicted model, not a curated record. NCBI's taxonomy places the organism in Eukaryota, Metazoa, Chordata, Mammalia, Rodentia, Castoridae.